AUGGACCGAAGGAGGAGUCGUCUUCAUCAUACAGUGAUCAUAACCGACACAGACCAUGCGGACAACAUUGCCGUCACCACAGAGGAGACACAUCAAGCUCAAGAAAUGCUGGCAUCAGUGGAAAUUGAGGCAGCGAUAAUCGGAUUACACCUUAACUCUAAGAAGACGGAAGUGAUACAUUUCAACCAGGGAGGAGUAACAACCAUCAAGGCAAAGAAUGGCGAGGAAAUAAAAUCUGUGGACAGUUUCGAAUUUCUCGGUGGAUGGCUUGAAAGCUUUGCAAAAGAGAUUUUGAAGUCAGAAAGGCUCUGGCAUGAUCAGCUUGUCACAGGUUGA
Molecule: messenger RNA, 336 nt
Organism: Porites evermanni
Lineage: Eukaryota; Metazoa; Cnidaria; Anthozoa; Scleractinia; Poritidae
Source: the annotation of a GenBank genome assembly